AUGCCCAGAUUCAGCGCUGUCCAGUUUCAGCGCUGCCCAGCGCCUUCGCUCUCCAGAUUCAGCGCUGUAGAACGCCAGCGUUGCCCAGUUCAGCGCUUCCAUCUCUACUCUGCAGCUGUCAGCGCUGCCACUCCCCACUCUGCAACAGACCGCAAAUCCCCUUCUUCACCACCUCUCACGAUGCUUCACAGCGCUGCAAUCCUCUCUCUUCCCCCGGCGGCGCCGACUGGAAAAACGCUCGCAACCGCGCCGGCGCCGUCGCCAUCCCUGUUCCACGCGUCCUCCCCUGCUUCGGCAGCCUCCUCACCCUCAACCGCGGCCUCGCGCACAGCUCCCUCGCCUCCACCGCCUCCGCCCUCAACGCCACCAGCCUCGCGCACCACUCCCUCGGCCCACCCCGUCUACUGCUCCGCAGCCACAGUCGCACAUCGUCUCAUCGCUCAGCCUCUUCCUGCUUGGAACCGAAUCUGCAAUCGCACUCGCAAUGAUGGAUCUGGAUCCCAAUCCUCAGCCGCGAUAGGCGGCGAAGAAGCAGUUUUUCAGCGCGAAAUUUGUGGGGUGAUGCAGGAGAUUAUAAGGAAGGAGGUGAGGAAUUACAUGGUGGGGAUGGAGAUGGAGAAGAAGGGGCACUACAUGCAGAGUGAUGCAAUGAUGAUUAAUGGCGUAAUUAAGCGGAUGGGGAUGAGCAAGGUUGAUUGA
This is a messenger RNA of Salvia miltiorrhiza (redroot sage), 699 nucleotides long. RefSeq names its product pectinesterase inhibitor 10-like. The transcript is spliced from 2 exons. Bases 1 to 699 code for a protein of 232 amino acids. NCBI's taxonomy places the organism in Eukaryota, Viridiplantae, Streptophyta, Magnoliopsida, Lamiales, Lamiaceae. The record is from RefSeq and is a predicted model, not a curated record.